This is a messenger RNA of Carlito syrichta (Philippine tarsier), 729 nucleotides long. It is a transcript of the gene GLIPR1L1, whose product is annotated as GLI pathogenesis related 1 like 1. The record is from RefSeq and is a predicted model, not a curated record. The transcript is spliced from 6 exons. Gene Ontology annotation, cellular component: extracellular region. Bases 1 to 729 code for a protein of 242 amino acids. NCBI's taxonomy places the organism in Eukaryota, Metazoa, Chordata, Mammalia, Primates, Tarsiidae.
AUGGCUCUGAGGAAGACAUUUUGUUGUUUAUGGACCUUAGGUCUGUGUCUGGUAGUCGGUAAAUCUUCCCUAGUCCCAUCCAUCACAGAUCCGUACUUUAUAGACAAAUGCGUCAGUGCCCACAACGAAUGGCGUGGCAAAGUCAGUCCCCCCGCGGCCAACAUGAAAUACAUGAGUUGGGAUAGUGGUUUAGCGAAGAUGGCUAAAGCAUGGGCAAACAACUGCAAGUUCCAACACAACAGCUGUUUAACUAAAUCAUAUGCAUGUCAUGAAGAUUUCGAGUAUGUUGGAGAAAAUAUCUGGUUAAGUGACAAAGAAGCAUUAACACCAGAACUUGCUGUUGCUUCUUGGUAUAAUGAAACUGAAUUUUAUGAUUUUGACAGUCUAUCAUGUUCCAAAGAUUGUGGCCAUUACACACAGGUGGUAUGGGCCACUUCAGAUAAAAUUGGUUGUGCAGCUGCAAUUUGCCCUAAUCUUGGGGAUAUUUCAACUACAAUAUUUGUAUGCAACUAUGGACCUGCAGGAAAUUUUGCAAAUAUGGCCCCAUACAAGAAAGGAGCAUCUUGUUCUCUGUGCUCUAAAGGAGAGAAAUGUGUACAGAAACUCUGCAGGACUCCAAAACUUAUUAUACCUAACAAAAAUCCAUUAAUGAAGCCAAUGGGGAAAGCACCUCAGCGGAUACCCUUUAAUCUAUUCAGCCUAAGUUUUAUUCUUCUAAGAAUCUUUUAA